Messenger RNA from Sinocyclocheilus rhinocerous, 1386 nucleotides. Its product is annotated as mucin-1-like. The coding region runs from base 1 to 1116 and encodes 371 amino acids. NCBI's taxonomy places the organism in Eukaryota, Metazoa, Chordata, Actinopteri, Cypriniformes, Cyprinidae. The record is from RefSeq and is a predicted model, not a curated record. The transcript is spliced from 9 exons.
AUGUUUCCAUGGCAACACAUCCUGUGCAGUAAGGUAACCUGUGUCCCUCUGGUGAGGGUGCAGCAGACCAUUGUCAGUCACAUUAACCCCUGGUUAAACACAGCCAACAUACAGCGUUUUGACGCAAACACAUUUCACAGCAGUGCAGUGCGUGCAGGUCAAACAGGCUUUGACAGCAGUCCACGGGUCUCACUGAAGAACAGUGAGAAAGAGGAUAGAUACCUCUCUAGAGACUAUUACAGAAGCUCUUCAGCCAGAGGAAUAUCAUUCAGUGAAUUUAAUUCCCAUUUCUCUUUCUUCAGGAUGAGGCACAUUAGAUUACAUUAUACUGGGGCUGCAUUCUUCUUCUUGCUGUUCUCUGCAACAGGUGCUGAGCCCUACAGUCUUUUAAAAAUUCUGGAGGGCCUCCAGGCAGAGCCACAGAACUACCCUUCACCCCUGUACUCAUUCUCCCUCUGCAUGGAGAUCAACAACCGCGUCUUCAGCGACGCUCUCCUCAACUCUACCUCACAGCAGUACAAGCGCAUGUAUGCUGAGGUUGCUGGAGUUCUGGACAUCGCCUUUAACUGCUCUGACUGUGACACAAGAGAAACCUAUAGAGGAGUGACAAACAUACAGUUCAGUAACGGGUCUGUGAUCGCAAAUUGUACCCUCCAGUUCCAGACCAUUUUUAUCAACCAUGUUGUGAUCAAGCAUUUGUUCCUGAGGGCCAUAGAUAAUAACACUCAAGUGAACGGUCUUGCAGUCAACAGACAGUACACAGCUGAAACAGUCACACCUGCCUGGCUUUUUCCAAAGUCAACAAGUUUUGCAGAAUCUAGUGCUGAGGGUCUUCCUGGGUGGGCCAUUGCAUUGCUAGUGCUGGCAUGCAUCAUCAUACUGCUUCUCUUCAUCAUCUUACUACUGAUAUGUUUUUGGUGCUGUAGGAGAAAAGAAAAAAAGGAAGAAACACAAACCGUUGCUCCGUAUGAGAGAACGUCUUUCAAAGAACAUCUUGCCAAUCCCACAUAUAUGUCACACACACCUGAGAGGAGCCCCAACUACCGGAGCUUGGGAGAACCAGAAGCACAACAUGGCAACCGAUCCGGGAUGUACACGAUGAAUCCUCAGAGAUGAAAACCACAACACUGCUAUAAGAGAGAGGCAUGGAGUAACGGAUGCUAUGAAGGUCAGGAUGGUAAAGUGGUUUCUCUCAUAGAAGAUGCUGGUUUCUUCAGCAAGUUUCUAAAAAUGUGGACUUGUCAUCAUUACCAUGUGUAAUCUAAGUAUUAUACUCAACUGGAUAGACAAUUAUUUAUUUCUGUACUAUUUAUGAAGCACAGAUAUGGGCAUUUGGGUCUGUGAACUUUUGCAUCUCUGACUCUAUUUCAGUGUAACAUAGGUACG